CAAACCGCCGCAACCUUCUCCGACCAAGCAGCAGCUCCGAGUUCGAUCGAGCCCAAGUUCGACGGCGAUGGCACGGUCGGAGCUUGUCAUGGCGUUGCUGGUGGCGGUCCUCGCCGCCGGCUGCUGCGCGUCGGCCGGCGCCGUGGCGUACCUCUCCAAGCUGCCCGUGACCCUCGACGUCACCGCAUCCCCCAGCCCCGGCCAAGUUCUCCACGCCGGCGAGGACGUGAUCACGGUGACGUGGGCUCUGAACGCGACCCGGCCGGCCGGCGACGACGCCGCCUACAAGAGCGUCAAGGUCAGCCUCUGCUACGCGCCGGCGAGCCAGAAGGAGCGCGAGUGGCGCAAGACCCACGACGACCUCAAGAAGGACAAGACCUGCCAGUUCAAGGUCGCCCAGCAGCCCUACGCCGGCGCCGGCGGCAGGGUCGAGUACCGCGUCGCCCUCGACAUCCCCACCGCCGCCUACUACGUGCGCGCCUACGCGCUCGACGCCUCCGGCACGCAGGUCGCAUACGGCCAGACCGCGCCCGCCGCAGCCUUCAACGUCGUCAGCAUCACGGGCGUCACCACCUCCAUCAAGGUUGCCGCCGGCGUCUUCUCUACCUUCUCGGUCGUCUCCCUCGCCUUCUUCUUCUUUAUUGAGAAACGCAAGAAGAAUAACUAAACUUCUUUUUGUCCUUUGCAAUGUACUCCUAUAGUGUACAUGUAAUGUAAUGUAAGAGAGUGUUGGUGUUUCCUUUUCGGGGAGCUCACGUGAUUGGACCGCUCCACUUCACCAAAGUCAGUUCAAUUUCAUCAAAUCUACGUUGGAGCAGUUUCAUCCCAGAGUUGCAGCUCCACCAAAUAGCAAUUUAUCAUGUUUGGCUUCCAAAUAGCUCCAGCUUCAAGAAUGAGAAAAUUUGUUGUGAAAUGUUUAUU
Triticum aestivum (bread wheat) is the source of this 921-nucleotide messenger RNA. Its product is annotated as high-affinity nitrate transporter-activating protein 2.1. Gene Ontology annotation, molecular function: nitrate transmembrane transporter activity. Gene Ontology annotation, cellular component: plasma membrane. NCBI's taxonomy places the organism in Eukaryota, Viridiplantae, Streptophyta, Magnoliopsida, Poales, Poaceae. The record is from RefSeq and is a predicted model, not a curated record. The transcript has 2 exons. Gene Ontology annotation, biological process: response to nitrate; nitrate transmembrane transport. Bases 68 to 667 code for a protein of 199 amino acids.